Molecule: messenger RNA, 2151 nt
Organism: Hemiscyllium ocellatum (epaulette shark)
Lineage: Eukaryota; Metazoa; Chordata; Chondrichthyes; Orectolobiformes; Hemiscylliidae
Product: class I histocompatibility antigen, F10 alpha chain-like
Exons: 7
Coding region: 268-888 (206 amino acids)
Biological process (GO): immune response
Cellular component (GO): external side of plasma membrane
Source: RefSeq, a predicted model, not a curated record
GAUCGAGGAUCAACAUGAAAUGCUGCUUCGAGAAAGUUGUCUUUGAUGAUUUUGUUGAGCUAUUUCUCCUCGGAGUAAUCAAUUCCCUGUUUAGGAAACAAGGUCACUAGAUUCCCAGAAUGUUGCUGAUCCUUCUCUCCAUCUCCCUGUGUUUUUCCCGGGCUUCUCCCGAUAAUUGCUGUUGAGGUCAGUGAUGACGGCAGCAUUAAGAGAUCGAUGAGAUUUUGAUUUGAUGGAAAGGACUUUAUCAGUUUAGAACAAGACAGAAUGAGAUGGAUCGCAUCCAAUCCUAUUGCAGUGAUGACUAAAGAGAAAUGGGAUUCUGAUAAUUCCUGGAACAACUACUGGAAAAUACAUCUGGAAAAAGGAUAUGUUAAAUCUUUAAAGAGCUAUCUAAAAGCUGGAAAGGAAUAUUUCACAAGGAAAGUUCAGCCUGAAGUGUUCAUCUCCAGGAGGGAGCCCAAUGGUCAGGACAAGCCGCUCACUCUCUCCUGCCUGGUCACUGGGUUUUAUCCUGUAGACAUCGAGGUGACCUGGCUAAGGAAUGGAGAGGUCAUGUCUGAGACCCAAUCCUCGGGGGUUCGACCGAACCACGAUGGGACCCAUCAGAUCCAGAAAGAGAUUGAGAUCAAUGCUGGGGAUGAGGAUCAAUACUCCUGUCAAAUUGAACACAGCAGCCUGGCAGAGGGCAAGCUCUAUCAGUGGGAAAAUCAGAAAAGCAAUUGGCCGCAUUCCCAUCUUGGAAGUCUCAUUAAAAUAGUCAUUCCAUUGGCUGUUAUUUUCGGGAUAGUCGGAAUAAUCAUCUGGAAAUGGCCACGGAGAGGUUCCCCAAGUGGGACCUACACAACAGCUCCCACUUUUGAAGUCUCUGGUGCAGCUUCUUCAUGAUUCAGACAUUCCUGGAGCCUCAUUGCGGAAUAACGGGAUUCUCCAGUUCCAGUGUGAACAUGGACACCAUUGUCCAUCCUUCCAUAUCACAGCAGACACACAGAAUUACAGCUCAUUGCUCACACUCAAUUCCUUCAGGACUGAGAUCAAUUUUUCAGAGAAUGUGUUUCCACAGAUUGAGCAGUGAAUCCCAGAUCCACAAGUUUGAAUCCUGGUUCUUCAAGUGAGACCUUCUCAAGUCGUGUUUCCAUCCCGUCCCAGAAAUGUGUGCAGUGUCACCAUCAGAGGGAUCCUCACGGAUGGUUCCUCCCUCACACUUUCUCAUCCUCACUGUCUUCAAUGUGUCACUGAUUGACCUGAAAUGAAGCAAUGUCCUGAGGGAACUCAGGGACAGUUUUUAUAUUGAAGGAAAUUGGUUUUGUAUCUGACAUUAACAAACUUCACAUGUUAUGUAAGCUCUGUACAUACAUAUCAGUUUUACACAUUCUAAUUCUUAGAUAAAUGUCUAUAUAAAUACUCUAAAUCUGAUUUAUUGUUGAAUACUUAAAUCUGUCACUAUUUAUCACCAUUGUUUAACUACAAUCACCAAUAUGUGUCAUUUGUAAUCGCUAGAAGUUAUUUAUUGUCUUAUUGAUUUUGAUGUUUUUAUUAAUGAUUCCACAAGAACGAUUAUAUUCAUUUACACAGCAGCAGCUUGUGGCUCUUGGAAUCAGCAGAUGUUGAGCUUCACUUCAAUGUGAACUGGGGGAGUUAAGACCAUCCAACUCCCCAACAAGCCUUCCCCAAACUAACCAGGAAGCACAGACUGAGGUUUAUUUCAUAUGUGUGUUUCAGAGCUGGAUGGUUGAUCAUGUCUGGGAGUGUUCAUUCCCCAGAGGGAGAGGGGGUGUGGAGGGGAGUGUGAAGAGAGGGCCAGGCAGCUGCUGAGAAUCAGGAAUACUUCACUGACUGGUGACCCAGCAGCUAUUGGAGGGAGGAAAGGGCAGGCUCACCAGCUGAAUGACCCAUACAAUCCUUGAGACGUUAUCAGGAAAGAAUUGUAAAGUGGCCCCUGUCCUGUCCACUCUCCAGGAAUAAGAUUUCAGCUUCAAGUCUAUCCUCCAAUUGGACAUGUUAAUGAUUAUACUGAGGUGAUAACUCUUGAUAAAAAAAAAGUCAUUGCUCCUGAUCAAUCCUGUCAGAAUCUUUUAAACGAUGUCAGCUAUCUUUUGGUACAAUGUAAUUCCGGUUUGAAAAAUGAUACAGUGCUUGAAUAAUGAGAAU